Tigriopus californicus is the source of this 2404-nucleotide messenger RNA. RefSeq names its product FMRFamide receptor-like. The record is from RefSeq and is a predicted model, not a curated record. NCBI's taxonomy places the organism in Eukaryota, Metazoa, Arthropoda, Copepoda, Harpacticoida, Harpacticidae. Gene Ontology annotation, cellular component: membrane. Gene Ontology annotation, molecular function: G protein-coupled receptor activity. Bases 255 to 1976 code for a protein of 573 amino acids. Gene Ontology annotation, biological process: G protein-coupled receptor signaling pathway. The transcript is spliced from 9 exons.
CGGGGAAAGUGGAUUCUUAGCAUUGUCCUCUCCAAUGUCCGUGCGCUAACGACCUCCAAAUCUCAUCUCGCACAGAAUAUUAACGCACUCAGCGGACUCACUGUUGAAUGACAACUUCUGACCGGGAAAAGAGUCGAAGAUUUGUCUCCGGAUAGGACACGUGGUUCACCGAUUGUGCGUGAAAUUUCCAUCCAUGUUCAGUGGUUCGCUUUUGGUUUGACCUACGGCCGGAUAUUGUCACUUGUGGAUACACCAUGGUGAGUACUCUCGGCCAAGUUCCUUUUCUCGAAGAGACGACCGACUCGGGUUUCCCAUCAAAUAUGAGUACAUCCACUACGCAACUUCUGACCUCGACCGAGGCCUCAUCCAGCCUUCUGACGAGUGAGGUGGAGGGCCUCAAUUGGCCCAAGUUGAUUCGCACCUCACAGUUUGUCAUUGAGGGCCUGGGUAUCCUCACCAUUGGAUCAUUGGGUCUCUUCAUCAACGUGUUUGCUUUGUACAUUCUCUUUAAGAAGCAGGUGAUGCGGAAUUUCCAUCUCCUAAUGUGCUCGUUGGCCGUCUACGACUUCUUCCAUCUCGUUUUGGACAUCCUUUGCUUUGCUCUGCCGCAAUUCAGCGAGAACUAUCGCAAUGGGAUUCUCCUUCAUGCCAUCCCAUUUCUGAUCCCUAUCACUCAGAUCAUGCUCACAGCCUCGUGCUACACAACCGUCGCCAUCACCAUAGAGCGAUUCCUCUCCAUUCGAAUGCCGUUUUUCAUUCAGAAACACAACAUCAAGGCCAAGGUCUUCGUGAUCCCAGUCCUGAUUCUGGCCAUAGGGUACAACAUCCCUCGGUUUUUCGAGUUCACCGUUCUGUCCUUGUGCGAUUGGUCCAGUCUGUCGAAUUCUUCGUCGGUCAAUACUACUUUGUCCAACCAAUCCUAUCCUGAGCGUUGCGACCAAUUGGAAGAGGUCCAGUUCUACUCGUUGUCCAUUACUGAAAUACGAAAGAACCCGCUCUAUAUCAUGGUCUACGUGAAUUCCAUGAACCUGGUGGUCAACAUGAUCAUUCCAUUUUUGACCAUGGGCAUCAUGAACUACAUCAUUUAUCGGGCCAUGAACCAUUCCCAUAACUUGACGAGAGCUUCGAUCACAACUUUCAGAAGUAGUAGUACAAGUACUUUAGGGGGUGCUCAUCGUAUCAACGCUCAUCAACCGGAACAACGAAGGCCUACUCUCCAACGAAGGGCCUCUUCACUUCUCCUAAGGAAUUUCGGAUCCAGUCGGAACUCUGAUCAGCCGCAGCAGAACUUGCGGCGAAGUUGCGAGAACGUGCUACGGAAGCGCGAAGCCCGCAUCACUCGCGCUUCCAUCGCCAUCACGAUCAUGUUUGUCAUUUGCCACGUUCCGCGGUGCAUUCCUAAUGUGAUGGAGAUUCUCAGACCGGAAGAGUCGCCCAAAUGGAUUCCUAUCAUGAUAAAUAUCAACCAUCUAUUGAUCUCGGUGAACUCGGCCUUCAACUUCCUGUUCUACGUCAGUUAUUGCUGGGGAAAGCGAAAACAAGCCCGUCAUUCUAUCCCAGGCACUCAAACCACCAACACCACCAUUGCCAACGGGGCGGAAUGGGUCGAUGAGCUCACCGAGACCGCCCUCAAUACCGCCAUAGCUGCGGGUCAUAACAACCAUCGGAUUCUCAAUUCUGUGGUCAGCUGUCGAAGAGGUAGCGCCACUGUUCAUUUUACCGUCUAUCCAGCCAGUAUUAGGUUCAUUUAUACAUCUGCCGGUAACUUGAAUUCGAUUGAUCAGGCCUCCAACUCGACAGCCUCCGGAGGUCAAUAUGGGACGAUGUUGACGCCUCGAGUAUCGAGAAACUCACUUUCGGUCUCGGAUUUGGGCCAAGUCUGUAAUACAGUGGCCAAGAAGAACUCCAAUCCAAGCGUAUCAGAAUCGAGGAAACUCUCGAGCGCCUCGGGAUUGGGAAUCAAUGUCAACAAAUGAGCUCAUGUGACACCGAUGAUAGAAAGUGUUUGGCUUUGGUUGUUGUUGGGGCUUUCCACCACUGAUAGAGAGAUUUGGAAUUUAGAUUGUCUAUUCUGAUUAAUAUUUACAGAAGCCCAACUGUUCAGUAUUCUGAUUUCUUGAUUGUACACUUUACCGUUCCGAUCCUUGAGAUACACGCUGUAUUUGUGCUCUGGCAAUAUUUCAACUAAUUGGGAUAGAAAUGUCAUAGAAAUGUCAAUUCUCGACCGCACUUUAUGUAACCUCAUGCUGAUAUUUAUGGUCGAGACUAAAACAUCAAAUAUGCCUAUUAUCACUUAUUAAAAAGGAAUUAUAGUACCUGCUGUGUCAAAUGAGAUGUAUUGUCAAAGCUUCAUAACGUGAUCAAAUAAAUCAAUCCGGUUCAACGGAUGUUGACUUGUCUCUUA